This is a messenger RNA of Phodopus roborovskii (desert hamster), 1699 nucleotides long. Its product is annotated as keratin, type I cytoskeletal 26. Gene Ontology annotation, molecular function: structural molecule activity. NCBI's taxonomy places the organism in Eukaryota, Metazoa, Chordata, Mammalia, Rodentia, Cricetidae. The coding region runs from base 105 to 1484 and encodes 459 amino acids. The record is from RefSeq and is a predicted model, not a curated record. The transcript has 8 exons.
AGUUGAGAUGAAGUCCUAUAAAAGCCAGUGGGGUUGUCACCCGUAGAAGAUAGACUGGCUUUGCGCCUCUCUGGGGAAGAAAGUCGCUGGGUUGUGCUGUCGCUAUGUCUUUUCGAUUUUCUGGGGGAUCCCGGGUCUGUUCCCGAGCUGGGUCUGUCAGGCUGUCCAGGGCAGGGGCAGGCUUUGUGGCUGGGAAUGUGUGUGUGGGGCCCGGAGCAGAAAGCAGCUUUUCUUGCACCCUUGGAGGCAUCUCUUCUGGAGGAGGCUUUGGCAGUGGCAAUGAGAUGUCAGGAAGGGCUAACAACACUGGUUUCCUUAACAAUGAGCCUGGACUCCUCUCUGGGAAUGAGAAGGUGACCAUGCAGAACCUCAAUGACCGUCUGGCAUUGUACCUGAACCACGUGAGUGCCCUGGAGGAGGCCAACACUGACCUGGAGAAGAAGAUCGAGGGCUGGUAUGAGAAAUAUGGUCCUGGCAGUGACCGUGGACUCAACUAUGACUACAGCAAGUAUUUCUCAGUCAUCGAGGAUCUGAAAAGACAGAUUGUUUCUAUGACCACUUUCAAUGCCAACCUUAUUCUCCAGAAUGACAAUGCUAGACUCACGGCGGAUGACUUCAAGAUGAAGUAUGAAAACGAGCUCGCUCUGCACCAGAGUGUUGACGCUGACACCAACGGUCUUCGCAGAGUGUUGGAUGAACUGACGCUUUCUACAACCGACUUGGAAAUACAGCAUGAGGCUCUGAGCGAGGAGCUGAUGUACCUCCAAAAGAACCACGAGGAGGAAAUGGAAGUCCUGCAAAACGCAUCAGGGGGGAACAUCAAUGUGGAGAUGAACGCAGCCCCCGGCGUGGAUCUAACCGCCAUGUUGAACAACAUGAGGGCUGAAUAUGAAGAUCUGGCUGAGCAGAACCGAAAAGAUGCAGAGGCCUGCUUUAAAGAGAAGAGUGCGACACUACAGCAACAGAUUUCCGAUGAUGCAGGAGCAGCCACGGCGGCCAGAAAUGAGCUCACGGAACUGAAACGCAACCUGCAGACUCUGGAAAUAGAACUUCAAUCCAUCUCAGCCAUGAAACAAUCCUACGAAAGUUCACUGGCUGAGACGGAAGGGAAUUACUACUCCCAACUCCAGCAAAUCCAGGAGCAGAUCAGGGUGCGGGAGGAGCAGCUGCAGCAAAUCCGAACAGAGACGGAAGGCCAGAAGGUGGAGCACGAGCAGCUGCUGGGCAUCAAAACAUGUCUAGAGAAGGAAAUCGACAUGUACUGCAACUUACUAGAUGGAGAGGAACGAAGAAAUGAGUCCACGAGUUACAAGCCUGCGAAUGAAGCCAGUGACUCAACAGAAGAGUCGUUUAUGAGAACGGUGGCUGAAGAGCUAGAUCAUCUUGGCAGCCUCCUUUCCCUGCGAGUGCACUCUGUAGAAGAAAAGUCUUCUAAAAUCAGCAACAUCACCAUGGAGCAGCGGGUGCCCUCCAAAGCCCCGUGAUGAUAGGAAGAUGAUCCACAACACAAAAAGCUGCCUCUGCAAAAUUCCAUUGGCCGAGUAACCCAAGAAAAUUAUCCAUGUCUGUUCUUAAACUCAAAAGGACUAGACUCAGGUUUCCUUUUCUUCAUCUUCUCACACUGUCAUUGGCAACACAGGUGGAGGUGCCGGGACCCUUCCAUGACAGAGAAAAGAAAUCCAUGGAGAGCUGAUAUGAA